Pomacea canaliculata is the source of this 1646-nucleotide messenger RNA. RefSeq lists its product as uncharacterized. NCBI's taxonomy places the organism in Eukaryota, Metazoa, Mollusca, Gastropoda, Architaenioglossa, Ampullariidae. The coding region runs from base 194 to 922 and encodes 242 amino acids. The record is from RefSeq and is a predicted model, not a curated record. The transcript has 5 exons.
UUCCUAGACACCAGCAGCUUCCACCGACUGAAAACUGUGUCACACGGAGUUCAGACAGUGUACCAGGAGCAGGAAUCGAAAAAUGAAACCCGCUAGCCUCUUUCUCUCUCUCUCUGACUUCCCGUCUCCCUCAUGAAGAGCCCGUGUACCUCCCCAGCAGUGGUGGAGCUUGGGUGGCGAAGGCUGGUUGCUGAUGUCGACACACACUACAAUGACCAGGUUGGGAUGGCUAGUGCUGACCUCGUUUCUAACCAUCAUGAGAGUCCAAGUGAUUUGUGCGAGCGCUCAUUGUACAAGCAAGGAGGCUGUCGAGAGAGAACAGCAGUUGUGCUUCUCGGGCUUCGCUGACAUCCUCAGGAAUAAAUCCCUCGAUGAAAUCCAGCAGCUGCUGCAAACAGAGCCUCGUUUUAUUUGCAACCAUCUUGUCCGCUACAGAGAAGCACUAGGAUGCGCCGUGAAUAAAGCAAGGGAGUGUACUUCACAUCCUUAUAAGAACCUGCUAAUGGAUGAACAGAGCAUGAAUCAGAUGUUGGACAAGCUGUGUGACAGAAUAGACGAUAUAGACGUUGCUUGCGCCAGGAGAGCUUUACCUGCUCUGGAGCAGUGUGGUAUCAGCAAGAGUUUGGAGCUGAGAAACCCCACAGAACGCCGGGCAGAUCAAAGGGCCUUGCUGUGCUACACCAUGAGGGUUAACACUGAGUGCCAGUACAGAGUAAUGCUCCCUUGCGGCUGCAGAACCACCAGACUGUACAUCGACAUCUCCAAGAGCCACGUCAACCCUAAAGGGUGCAGUCCCAUCACUUCCGUUCCCACUCCUGUUUGUGAUGCCCGGACGGGAGAAUUUGUAAACGGCUCCGUUCCUAGCCGGGCAGGAACGUCUGUGCUAGUAGCACUUCUGCUGACAAAAGUCGGGAUAUGGUGAGUCUGGCCACGGUGAGGCUAAAAGCCAAAAGCUGACCUUUGGAUGCUCGCUGUCAGUUCGAUGUUGUAAGGUACAAUCGUAAGAAUUAUCUUGAGAUCGGCCAAACUUACCCCUUAAUCUGGUAAGCUUUCUUUCUUCCUACGAGACAAGAGAAGAUUUUUUUAAAAGGACAAUAAUUUAUAGAGGUUUAAUGUCUGCCAUUGUAUUUAAAAAGUCAUAGUCUCAGUAUAUACAACUCGAGUCAAACUCCCCUGUCCUUCACAGGUAAAUGAAUUAAAAAGGAUGAGAAGGACAUGUAUGAUUUGUAGAACAGAUGAAGAAAUCUGUGCAGACAAGAAAGACCAGCUUCUGUAGAAGAUAGAGUUGCGGUUGAACCUUCCUCACGAUAACCUGAGUGUUGGUAUCCCAGUAAAGAUGGCGCCCAGGUAUAUGUACUUUAAUUAAUUGAGUCCAUAGCGUCCACCUCUGAAAUAUUGAGCGGUUAUGGAACUUGGUGGAGAAUUAAAGACAUUCUCUUUGGUUUUACUGGCAUAAAGUACGGAUCUUCUCGCGAAAUAAUAUAAGGGAGAAAACCGAUUUAAAAAGUGUCAAUGGUUUUCUCCCCUUUAUCCAGGUCCUUGUAUACAGCUUUGAGCAGUUCAUAUCGUGUCAAAAGAAACAUAUUCACACAUUUAUUUUUAAUCGCUACUUCGAGAGCAUGAAAGCCCUGAUCUUACUGACAGUU